Molecule: messenger RNA, 1092 nt
Organism: Coffea arabica (coffee)
Lineage: Eukaryota; Viridiplantae; Streptophyta; Magnoliopsida; Gentianales; Rubiaceae
Source: RefSeq, a predicted model, not a curated record
AUGGUGGAUAAGGCUUUGCGAGCCGAGAACGCAAGGCUUCAAGUUCGGAAUUUUCAAGUGAGGAAACGUGGGUUUUCCGGAGGUAGUUUUACGCAGGGGGAUAAGAGUACCCCUCCUAAAUUUGGCCGUGGAGCUGGAGGAGGACGAGUUCCGGGUACGGCAAGAGGGACUCAGCGAAGAGGUGGCCAGACUGGACGAGGCCAACAGAGAAGUACCUCACAAGGGAGCUCCGCCACUGUUUCUCGUGGCCCGUGUGGGUUCUGUGGGAAGCCGAACCACACGGAGGAUAACUGUUGGAGAAAGGAGAAGAAGUGCUUACGUUGUGGGAGCGCGGAGCACCAGAUAGCCAGUUGUCCAGUUCAACCCCGAGAGGCGAGAGGGAUCACACAAUCUUCUAAGGCGACUUCAGCGCAAUCAAAGGUGGAAGUGACGAAAUCGAAGGUGCCUGCCCGAGCGUACUCUAUCGAGCAACGUCCUAUCCCUGAUUCGGCGGAGGUGGUGGAAGCUACGAUUCCUGUCUUCCACCAUCUAGUUAGGAUUUUGAUAGACCCCGAUGCCACCCAUUCCUUUGUUAACCCUGCAUUUAUGUGUGGAAUUGAUAUAACCCCUGUAAACCUGCCCUACGAACUGGAAGGGUACGAUGUGAUUCUGGGCAUGGAUUGGUUAGCUAGGUAUGAUGCCCAACUUGACUGUAAAAAGAAAAUAGUGGAAUUUCGUAUUCCGGGGGAGGCGACCAUAAAGUUAGAUGUGAGGGGCAGUUUAGCCUCGUCUGCAAUGGUUUCGGGUAUUCGGGUUGGGAAACUUUUGAGUAGAGGGGCACGAGGGUUCUUAGCCUUUCUCAUCAACACUCCCACCGAUAAGUUAAACGUAGAAGAUGUUCCAGUAGUGGGCGAAUAUUCGGACGUGUUUCCCGAUGAGCUAGUGAAUCUACCACCGCAAAGAGAGAUAGAAUUUGAGAUUAACUUGUUACCAAAGACUUCACCUAUCUCUAAGACCCCAUACCGUAUGGCACCUGCUGAACUUAAGGAGUUGAAGUUGCACUUGCAAGACCUUUUAGAGCGGGGUUUUAUCCGUGAGAGUGGAUCUCCUUGA